Molecule: messenger RNA, 8340 nt
Organism: Siniperca chuatsi (mandarin fish)
Lineage: Eukaryota; Metazoa; Chordata; Actinopteri; Centrarchiformes; Sinipercidae
Gene: itsn2b
Product: intersectin 2b
Exons: 40
Coding region: 372-6011 (1879 amino acids)
Biological process (GO): positive regulation of Rho protein signal transduction; intracellular signal transduction
Molecular function (GO): calcium ion binding; protein binding; guanyl-nucleotide exchange factor activity
Source: RefSeq, a predicted model, not a curated record
AUAAACAGCACCACGGGUAAGAGGAGAAAUCUGUAUUUUUGAUUUUGGGUGAACUGUCCCUUUAACAGCGCCCCGGCAGCCACACCGCUCACUCAUCGUCAGCCAUGUUGUUGGUUUGACACUCGGAGCUGUCAGCAACAGGUCUCUGAGUGGCAACGCUGCUAAACUUUUUAAACAUUUCCCCAUCAAAUAUUGCUGUUUUUGGAUAAUAAACCUCUACAGAGUGUCUGGGAAACCGUCCAGAAGUGGUAGAUGACAACUUCAGGUCCUACAGACGCUCGGAAGUUGAUGUUUUUUGUUCAUGAUGGCUGCGAGCAGUAGCUGAGGACGCCGCCGGGAGUUCCCCCUCUCUGCCUCUGCCACCUGCAAAUAUGAAUGGUGGUCCAAGUGUAUGGGCAAUCUCUCCAGAGGAGAGGGUCAAACAUGACCAGACGUUUGACACCCUCUCCCCAUCAAUGGGCUAUGUCUCAGGGGAGCAGGCAAGGAAGUUUUUUCUCCAAUCAGGGCUGCCUGCUUCAGUGUUGGCUGAGAUAUGGGCUUUGGCUGAUAUGAAUAAAGAUGGGAAGAUGGACAGGUUAGAGUUUUCCAUCGCUAUGAAGCUUAUAAAGCUAAAACUCCAGGGUACAUCGCUUCCCUUAGCACUGCCAAUAAUCAUGAAGCAACCUCCAGUGCCUGCUCCAACCCUCCAUAACCCCACCUCAUCCAUGACCAACCAAGCUUAUGGUAUGGGUUCUGUACCUAACAUGUCCAUGAUGCCCGGGACAAACCUUGCCAUGUUGACCCCUCUCUCCAUGGCAACCCCUGGACUCUCACCUUUGACACCUAUGUCAGGCCUCACCCCUUUGGUUCCUACAGCAACAGGCCUGAGUCCUCUAAUAGCCUCCACCCCCACCAGGCCCCUGAUGCCCACCGUGGGAAACGCCACCCUGCCAAAUGGCACCAUGGGAAUUCUCCAUCCAAUCCCAGCUGGAGCUUUGGCCACUGGCCUACCUUUCUCUGCAUCCCCCUACUCCUCUCCGCUAGGACUCUCCUCUGGUGCUCCUGCUGGUACAAACAAGGCCUCAUCGCUGCUGGACCUAGCAUCUAGCAGCUCCUCUUCCUCAUCCCCCUCUGUGAUGUCCCCCAUGGUUGCUGGUCCCAGCGACUGGGCUGUGCCACAUGCCUCCAGACUCAAAUACAGACAGCAGUUCAACGGCUUGGAUAAACAGAUGAUUGGAUACCUCACUGGUCAGCAGGUGAGAGGUGCCAUGGCAACCACGAUGCUGACUCAGACACAGCUGGCUUCCAUCUGGAAUUUAGCUGAUGUGGAUAAGGACGGCAAGCUCAAAGCUGAGGAGUUUAUUCUGGCAAUGCAUCUUGUGGAUGUGGCAAAGACUGGACAACAACUGCCUCUGACUCUGCCAGCUGAGCUGGUGCCACCCUCACGAAGGGGUGCAGUGAAUGGAUCCAGCUCUUCUGUCUAUGCAGCUCUGACUGAUGACUUGGACAUAGAACCUCCACAGAAAGCCAAAGCCAACUUUUCGUUCGAGGAUAAAUUCAAAGCUAACCUGGAGCGGGGGAACGCAGAACUGGAGAAAAGACGACUAGCUCUACAGGAGGCGGAGAGGAGAGAGAAGGAGCGGCGCGCUCAGAAGGAGAGAGAGGAGCAAGAGAGGAGAGAGAGGGAGGCUCGGGAGGCCGAGGAGAGGAGGCGGAAAGAGGAGGAGAGGAGGCUGGAGCGACAGAGGGAGCUGGAGAGGCAGAGAGAGGAAGAGCGACAGAGAGAGAUAGAGAGAAAAGAGGCUGCACAGCGAGAGCUUGAGCGUCAGAGGAAGGAGGAGUGGGAGAGGAGGCGGCGAGGAGAGCUCCAGAUAAAGAGGGAGCAGGAGCAGGAUGAUAUCAUCAGAUUGAAAGCUAAGAAAAGGAGUCUAGAGAUGGAGCUGGAGGCUGUGGGUAACAAGCACCGUCAGAUCUCAGACCGGCUGCGUGACUUUCAGAACAAGAAGAAGCUUCAUAAGACAGAGCUGGAUCUGACCAAUCAAAGGAUAGAGACAUGCCACCAGGAAAUGAACAACCUGCAGAAACAGCUAGAGGAGUUCCAGAGGAAGUUGUCCCAGCUGACUCCAGAGCAGAAGAGACUGACUGAAAAACUCAAAAACAUGGCUCUAAAUAACCUGCCUGUGUCGACCAUGUCCACCCUGAAGGUGAGCGUUACAGAGAAAAAAGAGAUGUGUAUGAAACUGCGAAAGCAGCUGGAAGGUCUGGAGAAAGACACUGCUGCCAAACUGGAUGAGAUGGACCAGUAUAACAAAGAUAUGCAGGAACUGAGAGAGAGCCAGAGAAAACAGCAGGCAGCACUAGAGAAACUACGUAGCAUCAAAGAGGACAAACGGCAUGAGCUGAUACGAAGGAAGGAGCAGGAAGAGGAGAAGAGGAGGAGGGAUGAGGAGAGGAAACAACAGGAGGAGAGGAGGCGGAGGGAGGAGGAGGAAGCUCAGAGGCGUAUUAAGAUGGAAAAAGAGCGUCAGUGGCAGGAGAAGCUAAGGAGGGAUGAAGAGGAGCAUCAGAGGAGGCUUCAGGAGGAGCGAGAGGCCAAAAAGAGGGAGGAGGAGGAGAAAGAGAGACAAGCUCUCAUCCAGGCUGCCAAGGAACAGGCCGAACGAGAGCUCAGAGCAAAGGAGGAGGCAGAGCGGAAGAGGAGAGAAGCAGAGGAGAGGAAGAAAAGAGAAGAGGAGGAGCGGCAGAAGCAAGAGGAGAGAUGGAGGCAGCAGGAGGAGAGGAGAAAGCUGGAGGAAGAGAGGAGGCAGCUAGAGGAUGAGAGGAGGAAACUGGAGGAAGAGAGAAGGAAAGAGGAGAAGAGACGGAAAGAAGAGGAGGAGCGACGCAGGAGGGAGGAAGAGAGGAAGCGGUUAGAAGAGGAGCAGAGAGAGGAGGAUCGUAGAAGAGAGAGGGAGGAGGAAGAGAGGAGGAGACAGAGGGCAACCUCGGCCGCCAUCCGAGAUGCGGAGGAGAGGAAAAAGCGAGAGGCGGAGGAGGAGGAGAGGAGGAAGAGGGAUGAAGACAGGAGGAAGCUUCAGCAGCAGCAGCAGGAAGAGGAGAGGAGGAAGCGUGAGGAGGAAACAAAGAGGGUAGAAGAGGAGAGGAAGAGAAAGGAAGAGGAGAGGAGGAAAGCUGAGGAGGAGAGAACGAGGAAAGAGGAGGCAUCUCGUCAGCAGCAGCAGGCGAGUGGAGGAGGGAAGCUGGAUAUUCAGGAGAAACUGACGGCUCUGCUGAGAGGACUGGAGGAGAGGAAGGGGGGACAACCCAGGGCCACACAACACAGGAAGUCAGCGGCUCUCACAUCCUUCAAAGCGCUCUACCCGUUCACUGAACGAAAUAAUGAAGAGCUCAGCUUUAAUGCAGAUGAUGUCAUCGAGGUGGAUGAGACGACAGAGCGGGAGGAGGGUUGGCUGUAUGGCAGCAGACAGGGGAAGAUGGGCUGGUUCCCAGAGAGCUACGUUGAGAGAGUGGCCCCACCGGGCACAACUAAUAAUGCUGCUGCUCCUAAAUUGCAGCUCCAGUCACAGCUUUCCAGUGCCCUUGAGGCUGUCAAGGCAGCAGGGACAAAGUCUGCCUUCACGCCAACGCACUUUCCAAACCCUGCACCCUCUGAGAUACACGGACAGCAGGUGGUGGGUAACCUAUUGGCUCAGGCCCUGUGUUCGUGGACAGCAAAGACAGAAAACCAUCUGAACUUUAAUAAGGACGAUGUCAUUCAGGUGCUAGAGCAGCAGGAGAACUGGUGGCUCGGAGAGCUGAACGGUGAACGGGGCUGGUUCCCCAAGACAUAUGUGACACUGCUGGGAGGAGAAGAGAGUUCAGACAUGAAGAGCUCCACUCCUGAUGCUUCAGAGUCUAGCGACAGCCUGCAGCCUGAAGAAUAUGUGGCGUUGUACACCUACGAGUCUCCAGAGCCUGGUGAUCUGACGUUUAGAGAGGGAGAUGUGAUCUUGGUGAGCAAGAGAGAGGGAGAGUGGUGGAACGGCUCUAUAGGCGACUGCACAGGCCUCUUCCCCAGCAACUAUGUCAAACCUAAAGAGACAGAUACAUCAAGCAAAUCUGGAAAGAAGAAGUCAGAGAUUGCCCAGGUGGUUAGGGCCCACUCCUCUACCAGCCCCGAACAGCUGAAUCUGGAAAAUGGCCAGCUCAUCCUCAUCCUCAGCAAGAACGCCUCUGGCUGGUGGCUUGGAGAACUGCAGGCUCGUGGUAAAAAGCGUCAGAAGGGCUGGUUCCCUGCUUCUCAUGUCAAAAUAUUGGGAUCCAACAGCGGCAGGUCUACACCAGCACCCCAACCAGUCUGUCAGGUGAUAGCCAUAUACGACUACGCAGCUGCCAACGGGGACGAGAUGAGCUUCUCCAAAGGUCAGCUGAUCAACGUUUUAGACAAGAACAACCCUGAUUGGUGGAAAGGAGAGAUCAAUGGGGCCACGGGUCUGUUCCCCACCAAUUACGUUAAGCUGACCACAGCGGAUUGUGACCCCAGCCAGCAGUGGUGUGCAGACUUGAACAGCCUGGACUCAAUGAGCCCCCAGGAGAAGAAGAGACAGGGUUACAUCCAUGAGCUGAUAGAGACUGAGGAAAGAUACGUGGAAGACUUGCAGACAGUGCUGGAGGUUUUCCAUAAGCCUAUGUCAGAGUCGGGCCGUGUGAAAGAUGCAGAGAUGGUCAUGAUCUUUGUCAACUGGAAAGAACUACUGGCCUGCAACACUAAAUUCCUCAAGGCACUACGUGUUCGUAAGAAGAUUGGCGGGGAGAACAUGCCGGUGCAGCAGAUUGGAGAUAUCCUGGCUACGGAGCUGUCCCAUUUGCAGCCCUACAUCCGCUUCUGCUCCUGCCAGAUCAAUGGGGCCGCACUGCUCCAGACUCGCAUCGACAGCGAGCCAGACUUCAAGAAUUUCCUCAAGAAAAUUGCCACAGACUACAGGUGUAAAGGCAUGCCGCUGUCCAGCUUCCUGCUGAAACCCAUGCAGAGGAUCACACGCUACCCGCUGCACAUCAAAAACAUCCUGGAGUGCACCGCAGAGGGCCACACUGACCGAGGUCCUCUGAAAGAGGCUCUGGAGAGGGCAGAAGAACUUUGUCAACAGGUAAACGAGGGCGUGAGAGAAAAGGAGAACUCUGACAGACUGGAAUGGAUUCAGAACCACGUACAGUGUGAUGGCGCUGCAGAGAACAUGGUCUUUAACUCUCUUACCAACUGUUUGGGCCCCAGGAAACUGCUCCACAGUGGCAAGAUGUACAAGGUAAAGAGCAACAAGGAACUGUGGGCUUUCCUCUUCAACGACUUUCUGCUUCUGACUCAUGCGGCUAAACAGUUCACCUCGUCUGGGCCUGAUAAACUGUUCAGCAACAAGAACAAUGCACAGCUCAAGAUGUACAAGCCGCCUGUGCUUCUAAAUGAAGUUCUGGUGAAGCUGCCGGAUCCUUCCAGCGACGAGCCCAUCUUCCACAUCUCGCACAUCGAUAGAGUUUAUAUACUGAGGACUGACAACAUCAAUGAACGGACAGCGUGGGUUCAAAAGAUCAAGGCUGCUUCUGAAGAAUUCAUUGAGACAGAAAAGAAGAAAAGGGAAAAGGCCUAUCAAGCACGAUCUGUGAAGGCUAGUGGAAUCGGCAGACUCCUUGUCACCAUCUUGGAGGCCACUGAACUCAAGCCGGGCAAACCCAAUGGUAAAAGUAACCCCUACUGUGAAGUAACCAUGGGAGCUCAGAUCUUCACGUCCAGAACGCUCAACGACACUGUGAACCCCAAGUGGAACUUCACAUGUCAGUUUCACAUCAAAGACCUUUACCAGGACGUCCUCUGCAUCACCAUCUUUGAAAGAGACCAGUUUUCACCUGAUGACUUUCUGGGUCGGACAGAGGUUCCCGUGGCAACCAUAAAGAAAGAAUUUGAAAACAAGGGACCAGUAACGCGUCGUCUUCUGCUGCAUGAGGUUCCUACAGGGGAAGUGUGGGUCCGCCUCGACCUGCAGCUCUAUGGCAACAAAUAGCUGUUAAUAGGAUGAACUGAAAUAAUAUCGGAGUCUUUUACAGAGACGUCCAGAUAAGGAUAUUUUCCUCCUGCAGAGUAACCAAAUACGAAAAGCAGCUUUUUGUCACCUAAACAAACUCCCCCCACAUGCCUAAUGUGGAUUAAAAUACCCAAAUCAAACAGGACAACCCUGAACUGCGUUUCACUCAUCAUGCCUUAAUAUGUUAAUAUUAACCAGCACUAAUAAUACAUCAUCUGAAUCUUCCAGUAGGGAUUUGGGUCUGAGUAACAUCAUCUGAACCCACCAAUAGGAGUCAGAUCUCAUCUUUUUUUUCUGGUUCAUGAUUUCAGAUAGAAAAGGUAGCAUGACUAGUGCAGCUGUUUGCACCUGCACAAUAUGUACUGUACACUGAAGGAGUCAGGAGGAAGGACCACACCCUGGCUUCUUAAGCAGUGAAGACAGUGUGUUAUGAAGCUGAAUCUGGGUCCUCUGCUGUAAUAAUUUAUAACGUUCAGAGGACAAAGACUGUUUAGAAGCAAAUAAUAAAAUAAUAUUAAUAAAGCAAUAAAAUAUAAAUAUAUAUAAAUAUGAAGGUUCUUAUCUACUCUGCUGUCUAGACUCCCACAGCUCCGUAUCUGUUACAACAGUUUUAAGUAUUCAGAUUGAGACACACUUUGCCAAGUCCGGUCAACCAAGGCCAUUGAAUGAGCUGAAGUUGAGGUAACAUGUGUUUUUUCUUAACUUACAAGAUAUGUAUAUGUUGAAGGUGUAUUUUUUUUCAGAAGGUUGUGACUGAUGGCUUUCAAGAGACUCUGCUUCAUGGCUGUCUUAUCUGUAGCAUGUCAUCUUUUCAUCGUGACAUUAAGCACAUCAUUAACAGUAGAUGGCAGAUGACGUACAGCAACACGGACUGUGUCGGAACACUCGGACAAGAAUUUUUUUGUCAGCAUCUCUGGUCUAGAGUCAGUUUACUUCUGUAGAUAGAAGAUCUCAGGAUAUGUUGUUCUGGGUUGAGUCUGUGUCACUGUAACAAUGUUGUGUGUGCGUGUGUGUGUGCACGUCUUGAGUGUAGAGGCGUAAACAUACUUAACAUUUAGUUACGUUAUAAUAACAUGCAAAUAUCUUCAGCUUAGGGCUCUUGAUGCUGCAACUUUUGGAGUUAACCCGUAACUUCUGGCCUUAACACAAGUCAUCUUUUAGUCUUUUAAAAUCUGUCAGUUCUUUUGGAUGAUGUUUUGAUGGAGGUCUUAGGAUAGAUGUAUUAGCUUUUUUCUUUCGUGUGCAAAAUCAGCCAAGGCCAAGUAGUCUGAGCGCAAAAUAAUGUAGGUGACACAGGUAUGAAAAGCUGUAUUGAUGAACAUUUCCUUCUACACCUUGAACUCUUACUCCAUCGAGUCAGCUGUUCCUGCCUUCCUUUUCGGUGUAGAGGAUUUUGAAGAUGUCAAUAUUUUGAGGCAACACAGAGUGGCAGUUUGUCAGCAAUAAUAAACAGUAUUUGCACAUUGUAUUUUUUGUUCUUUUACCCUGCCAGACAGAUCUUUAAGUGUCAUUCUCCAGUCCCCGCCUCACUUACAGCAAUAUUGUCCAUCUCUGUUGCCUCAAAAAGUUUCCCUUUAUAAACAUCCGCCAUGAAAACUUUACAAGGAUAUAGUGUGUAAAAGCUUUUUAUUUAUGUUGUUGGUUGACUUUUUGGUGUCUUCUGCCUCGUUUUUACUCUUUUGUCCUAUGCAUCCAGUUUGUUUUCUAACUUUGAGUGGAUAUUAACAAAAAAAGUGUAUUUAUUUCUUAAUUUAUGCGUGUGUGACUAUCCAAAGGUUUGGAGCAGCUUUGCUUGCUGUGUCAUCUUGGAUAAUCAGUUGGUCUCCUCUGGGUUUGUUUUGUGUGAUGUCAAAUAUUAAAGAUGUUAAAGAUAUCGGAUACAUGCUGAUACUGUUUUGAAAGGCAAUAUAACAUCUGAGAUAAUUCUUUGCGGUUGAGUUUGUAAGUAGACAAGGUCACUAGUCGUUUUGUUACGCCUGCUGUUUUGUGCUCUUGUAUUCUAUUAAUUUGUCUGUUUUUAAGUCCUGUAUUAACUGAUGUUUUUUUGAAUUUGUGGAAAAUGUGCAAAUAGACUGGACUACCUUCCUCAACUGUGUAGGGGUGUUGAAGUUUCUCUCUUGUUUUGUUUUACUUUUUAUUUUCUGCAGCCUUCUGCUGCUGUGCUAACUGAGUUUAUACCCUCUUUAACUCUGAUUGUGUGUCUGAUCAGCUUGUAGUCUGUAACCUGCUGUUUGUACUCACUUUGGCCUCUAUGUGGCACUCUGUGAAUCAGGGUUUCUUAAAUCAAAUUAAAGACAUUAAAAAUAAA